UUUGCCAAGCACGACGAGAUAGUAGAUUUCUGGGAGUCGCUGGGUGUGAAGAAUGCAGAUGUAGUAUUAAAGGGCCUGCUGCCGGCCAGCGGUCGGAAGGUCAGCCUGCAGGAGCUGUCACUGUCCCUGCAGCGAGAGAUGGCGGGCAGCGGUGGACAGCAGUCUCCACGGCUGUGCGCCGCCUCGGCAAGCUACGUCGCCGAGCUGAAGCACGUCAGGAGCACAGUGGAGCAGCUUAACGCGGAGAAUGACAAGCUGAGACUCGACGUGCUGGAAGCGAACACGAGGGUGACGCUGUUAGCCGAGGAGGUGGACGACACCCACGCACUGCUGGAGCACAGCAACCAGAGCAAACUCGCCUCGUUGGAGAGGAGAUACCAGCACAGGCUGAAGUCUGUGCAGUCGCAGCUGGUGUCGGAGCGAGACUGCCUGUCAACGGAGACGGACCAGUACCGGCAGCAGCUGCAGGAGGAGGUGGAGAGCAGCCGCGCAGAGGAGGGCAGGAUACGGGAGAGGUUCUCCUCCCUGCAGAAGGAGAACGCGCACCUCGUGGCAGACUGCGUGGACAUGGGAGAGCAGCUGGAGGAUGUGCGUAAGCAGAACCAGCAGCUGAGCAGAGAGCUCGUCAACAUCGCGCGACUCAAGGAGAAAAUUGCCGAGCUGGAGCAGGCACAGGAGCUGUUGCUGGAGGCGCAGGAGGAGCUGUCGACGGACCGGCUGCAGCGUCUCGAGGAGGAGAAUAAGGAGCUGCGGGACAGCGUUGACGUCGCGGCGGCGGAGAACGAAGCGCUGCGGCAGCAGCUGGCCACCGUCUCCAAGCGACGCAAGUUCAGCCGCGGCCACGGCGGCGCGGCGACGCGGCACGGCUCAACGCUCUCCGACUACGUGAAGCCGCACCUGCGCAUGCAGGUGGCGUCCUCGUCAUCAACAGAUGAAAACGACGAGGACCCCAGCCCUCGCCGCGUACGACCACGCAGGCGCCCCCUACACGCUAAAAGAGUUUCCGAUCCCAGGAAGGAGGGUGAGGACACCAGGGCGGCCACGGAGCACCGCCAGGAGGUGGCGCUGCUGCAGGCGAAGAUCGACGAACAGGAGCGCCACCUACAGGCGCUCAUGAACGACACGCGCGAGUUCGACAUGCUCAGUCAACGCGACGACGAACGCGAGCAGCUGAUUGGCCAGUUCGAGGCAGAGAAGCGCCACCUGGUGAGUGAGCAUGCCGAGGAGAUGGCGCGCAGGAUUCGCCAGUCCGAGCAGGAGAAGGCACAGCUGAUUGGUCAGUUGGAGGAGGAGAGACAGGAGUCGUCCAUUAGGCUUGAGGCAGACCUGGAUGGUGCACUGGAGAUUCAGCGAAUAGAUAUUCAGGCAAGCCUCGAGCAGGCGUUCGCCGAGGAACUGGAGGCGAUGCGACUCCAACACCAGGGGGAGCUGGCGCGGCUCGACGAGGCACACCGCGGCGAGUGCGACGCGGCGGCGGCGGCCGCACGCCGUGAGGUCACCACCGUCGCCGAGGCGCGCGCGCUCGAGCAGCAGCGCGAGGCCACCGCGCGCGCCGACCGCGACCACCAGGAGGCGCUGCAGCAGUCGCUCGAGCAGCAGCUGGCGCUGAAGCUCGCCGAGGAGGAAGCUGAGCUGCGCGUCGACACCCUGCAGGGGGCGCUGGCGGCGGAGCGCGCGGCGCUGCAGCGCGAGCGCGAGGAGAGAGACGAGGUGAUCGCACGCAUGCUCGCAGGUGGUGCCCCCGCGCUGUGUGGCAAGCUGAAGGAGGACUUUCAGGCGCUGCUGCGGGCCGAGACGGAGGCAGUGGCGGCGCGGUGGGCGGAGGAGCGGGGGAGGGAGGCGGAGGAGGAGCGAAGGAAGCUGCAGGCGAGCUGCGAGGAGGAGGCUGCCCGCAUGCGAGAGGAGCUGAAUGCAGAGCGGAGCAGACUUGAUGAGGAGAAGGUACGCGAGGAGCAGGAGAGGGCACAGCUGCAGGAGUUACGUAAACAGCUGGAUGAGGAGAGGUUGCAUCAGGAGAAGGCAAGGGAGCAGUUUGAAGCAGAGAAAGUGCAGCAGGAGGAGCAGAGGAAGCAGAUGGAGGCAGAAUGGAUGCGGCAGCAGGAGGAGGAGAAGAAGCAAUGGGAGGAGGACAGGAAGCUGAUGAAGGAAGAACGGAGGCAGCGGGAGGAGGAGAGAAAGUGGUGGGAGGAGGAACGUAAGCAGCAGGAGCAGGAGAAGCAGCAGCGUGAAGAGGAGAGGAAGCUGGUGGAGGAGGUGGUGCAGCGAGAGAGGGAGUGGACGCAGCGGGAGGAGGCCAGGCAGCGAGAGCUCGCAAGUCUUCGCGAGGAGUGCGAGCGGUUGCAGCUGGCAGGCAGCAUCAACCAGUCGCUGGCUGAGCAGUAUGAAGAGGACGAGGUGAAACUUAUCAGACAGCAACUACAGGAAGCUAACGAGAAGCUGUACAACCACAUGACGUCUCAUCCCAAUGGCCAGCUGCAGCAGCAGUGCGCCGAGCUUCAACAAGUGAACAGCUCGAUUGCUGCCGCCAGCGAACAGUGCUUUGCUGACGCGAAGAACUACAUCACGAAGCUUCAGUGUGAUCACAGACAGCAGCUGCAGGAGGCUGGCGUUGAUCAGCGGCGGCUGCAGGACAGCUUACAGCACACGCACGACCUACUGGACGAGUACAUAGACAAGUACAAGACACAGCUGGCGGCCUCUGGCAGGCGCGACAAGCUCGUCAAGGAGCUCUACGUGGAGAACGCGGAGCUGGUGGGAGCGCUGCAGGCAGCCGAGGCGGGGCAGAAGCAGGCGCGCGACGACGCGCGACGUCUCGACGACAAGUGCCAGCGCAUGCAGCGCAUGCUGGGCGACGUCUGCAACGUCGCCAUACUGUGACGCCGGCGCCACCUUGUGCUGUCACCACCCGCCGCCAUGUGGUGCAGUCGAUCGGACGACGCGUCGUUGACAUGUCUUCCUGUGUAGUGGUGACGCUGCGUGUAGUUGUGACACUGUUUGUAGUGUUGACACUGUGUGUAGUGGUGACACUGUACGAGCCGGUGUCACCAUGUGUCGUGGUAUCACCACGUGUAACAGUGUGUGUACCACUCACUGUAUGUAGCAGUUCUAUGAAGCAUGUCUCAUUGGCCUCCAACUUAUUUAGUGGGAAUUUGCUGCUAGGUUGCAUUGCAUGGCACAUUCUGCGAUGGACUAUCGUGGUGAGGGACUUUUAAGCGAUUUCUCGUCAGUAUUGUAUCUGUGGACGUUAUCUAUCCUCUUGUUACCACGUGAUUCUGCUGCUAGUCUAUAAUUAAUCCCCCAAAAAGUCACCUGUGAAAUGUACACACAUAUGCCCGC
Molecule: messenger RNA, 3336 nt
Organism: Priapulus caudatus
Lineage: Eukaryota; Metazoa; Priapulida; Priapulimorpha; Priapulimorphida; Priapulidae
Product: trichohyalin-like
Exons: 15
Coding region: 139-2877 (912 amino acids)
Biological process (GO): microtubule anchoring at centrosome
Cellular component (GO): centrosome
Source: RefSeq, a predicted model, not a curated record